AUGGGAACUAACGAGUUUGAAGGCAAAAUCCCAAGUACGAUUGGGCAACUUCGAGAACUCACCGAACUCAAUCUCAAUUUGAAUGGGUUCAAUGGUACCAUUCCAUCCUCUCUUUGGAGGCUGAGUGAGUUGAAAUCCUUGGAUCUAUCUUAUAAUCCACUGAGUGGGGAGUUGCGUGACAUUCACUUUGCCAAACUCACACAACUGAAAGAAUUACGCUUAUCCUCCACUCUACUUGCUCUGAAUCCCGACAUUAACAAGACAUUGGAUAUUCUUCGAAUAGUAGAUCUCAGUGAUAACCACUUCAACGGCAGCAUCCCUGAUUCUUUGUGCAGCUUACAAAUGCUUGUUCUCCUGGAUCUUUCUAACAACGAGCUCUCCGGAAGGAUCCCUUCAUGCAUUGUUGACGACAGUGAAGAACUCUCACUUUUCAUCAAAGGUGGAAUGUUGAACUACACAUCAAGCAAUGUGCCAUAUGUUAGAUUCAUGGGGCUCUCGGGAAAUAAACUAAGUGGGGAAAUACCUGUCGAGUUAAUGUCUCUUGUUGGAUUGCUGGGUUUGGAUUUAUCUAGAAACCAUCUAAGUGGAAGAAUCCCAGAAAACAUUGGGAACUUGAACCAACUUGAGUCUCUAGAUUUAUCCAAAAAUGACCUUUCUGGUCCAAUUCCUCAAAACAAAAGCUGCCCCGAUGAAUCUGAUGGUAAAUCAAAUGCCGGAGAAUCGAGUGAUCAUGAGGAUGGCAAGGAGUCUUAUUUUUAUUGGUUUUAUGCUGGUUUGGGACCUGGUUUUGGUGUUGGACUCUUGGGAUUCUUCAGUGUCCUAUGUUUUAAAAAGUCAUGGCGCUAUGCAUACUUCGGAUUUCUGGAGAACUUGUUCAAUAAAGUGUGGGUAGAUAUUGCAUUGCUUAUUGAGUGA
Messenger RNA from Coffea arabica (coffee), 915 nucleotides. NCBI's taxonomy places the organism in Eukaryota, Viridiplantae, Streptophyta, Magnoliopsida, Gentianales, Rubiaceae. The record is from RefSeq and is a predicted model, not a curated record.